Molecule: messenger RNA, 1941 nt
Organism: Hibiscus syriacus
Lineage: Eukaryota; Viridiplantae; Streptophyta; Magnoliopsida; Malvales; Malvaceae
Product: protein PHOSPHATE STARVATION RESPONSE 1-like
Exons: 9
Coding region: 420-1268 (282 amino acids)
Molecular function (GO): DNA-binding transcription factor activity; DNA binding
Source: RefSeq, a predicted model, not a curated record
CCCUAAUCAUAAGAACAAUAUUAAUGCCCACGUGCCAUCUUUCCACCCCAUCCAUCACGAUCCUCCACGUAGAUAGUCAUGUGGCCCCACAGCCAAUUCCUGUCUCUUUUCAACUAUUCCGCGGCUUCUUCAGUGAAGUUGAGUUACACGCGCCACGAAAGGCUCGUGAGUGUUUCCACUGUUAUAUUUCUUAUUAGCUUCUGAGGUAGAAGGGUCCAAUAGAGGAGGCAAAAUCGCACUUCGUCACCGUUCUCUUCCUUGUUUGGCCUACGCCGGUGACGGUACUUUGAAACAACACCCGCUUAUAGAUUCCUGAUUAAUUUCCUCCACAAUCCAUCUUUCUUGCUGUCACCCAAAUUUUGGAUUCGAUUCUGUUUGGUGAAUAUCGAUCCCAUGAGGUUUCUAUCAGGGUUUUAGUUAUGGAGGCACGACCUGCUUUAUCCAUUCAGAGAUCAGGUGCAAGUCAGCUUAUUAACAAUGGGGUAUCUGGAGGACUGUCAUCAUCUUUACCCAUCCUUUCAACACAUCUGGAAGAGACAUAUGAAAAGUUCCCCGAUACUCAACAGGCACAUGCAGAAAGGGAACUCAUGACUAGGUCUUUGUUCCACACAACUCGUCUUCCCACCAGUAAUGGGGUGGUUGGUCACAUAUUUUCAUCAUCGUCUGGAGUUUCAAGUGAUAUUCAUUACACAUCUGCAUUACCAAAUGAAAAGCAUUCAAGAAAUUCUCCUUUCAUUUCUGAAUCGCCACCUAAUACUGCAGCAUUGCCAUUAGCACAAUCGUUAAAUUCACUGUUGCCUCAAUCUACAAUACCUAGUCAAUGCAACAAAGAAAAUAGUGGUUCUUGGUGUACAGAUACUGAUUUUCUUGAUUUUCCUGAACGGGCAGACCAGCUUAUCACUGGUGAUGAUGCAUUGGCCUCCAAUUGGAAUGAGCUUCUUGCUGACAACGUUACAAAUUUGGAACCAAAGACGACAUAUCAGGUGGAAAAACCAUGCACAACCGGACCUGCACAGAAUCAGCAACUUCCUUCUCCAUCUGUAGAAAGUCAAAGUGUUGUAAACCCCUCUUCAUCAGUAAAUAAUUCCCCGGCAAAAUCACGAAUGCGGUGGACACCAGAACUUCAUGAAGCCUUUGUUGAAGCUGUCAACCAAUUGGGAGGCAGUGAAAGCAGGGAUUUAAAUAGCGUUUUCGGUCGCGUCGCGUUUAUCGCGGUUGCGGACAUAAUGGAUGCCAUCGCGGUUACUGCAGAAAUACAGAACAGCUAGAUACAGACCAGAGCUAUCAGAAGGAUCCUCGGAGAAAAAAUUGACUUCUAUGGAAGAAAUCUCGUCUCUGGACCUGAAAACGGGAAUGGGGAUCACUGAAGCUUUGCGGUUACAGAUGGAAGUCCACAAGCGGUGCACGAGCAGCUUGAGAUUCAAAGAAAUUUGCAGUUGCGAAUUGAAGAACAAGGGAGGUACCUCCAAACGAUGUUUGAGAAGCAAAAGUCAGGUUUAGACAAGCUGAAGGUAUCAUCUUCUAAUCCAGAGAAUCCACCUGCUUCUUCAGAUGCUACUGAUGAAUCUCCUACAAAAAGUGAACGGGAAUCCUCCCAGAGGGAUCAUGUAAAUUCCAGAACAGGCACUGUUAAUGCCAAGUCCAUGUCGGAGAGAAUUCCACACGAAAUUUGUGGACAGCAUAAAGCACCUGAAACUGGUGAUCUAGAGAAAGCUAAAACCCGUGUUUCUGAGUUGAGUUCACAACCCUCAAAGCGCCCACGAAUUGAAGAAUAAGUUAUAACAGCUUUGGACUGAGUACCGUAAUUAGUUCAUGGAUGAACUCAGCAGUAGAAUAGGCCAAGUUGAGAUAAGGUUAGGGCUUUUGAAGUUUUAAGGUCCUCUUCCCUCUUGUUAUUGUGAACAAUUCGCUUAAGCACUCCUGCCUUUAGCUGGAAAAAAA